Messenger RNA from Loa loa (African eye worm), 2024 nucleotides. Its product is annotated as AP-2 complex subunit mu. The record is from RefSeq and is a predicted model, not a curated record. Lineage: Eukaryota; Metazoa; Nematoda; Chromadorea; Rhabditida; Onchocercidae. Gene Ontology annotation, molecular function: clathrin-cargo adaptor activity. The transcript has 12 exons. Gene Ontology annotation, cellular component: AP-2 adaptor complex; cytoplasmic vesicle. Gene Ontology annotation, biological process: intracellular protein transport; clathrin-dependent endocytosis. The coding region runs from base 197 to 1504 and encodes 435 amino acids.
UUUCAGGGAUUCUUUGUGUGACUGUGUCCUUCCAAUUUCUUCCAACGAAAUUACUUUUCUUCGUUCUUAACUGUGUCAGUAAUCUGGGACAUACAUUUUUUGUAUUUCCAAGGUUAACUGGUUGUUCUUCAUUACUGAAUAAUUUGAAAAUUUUGGCUCUACGUGGUCACUGUUCUGGACCUGUGCAUAACCAGUGAUGAUUGGUGGUUUAUUCGUUUAUAAUCAUAAGGGUGAAGUGCUUAUUUCGCGUAUUUAUCGAGAUGAUGUCAGUCGAAAUGCAGUGGACGCUUUUCGAGUUAAUGUUAUCCACGCGCGGCAGCAGGUGCGGAGUCCGGUAACAAAUAUGGCCAGGACAUCAUUUUUCCACAUAAAACGGGGUAAUGUUUGGAUUUGUGCAGUUACUCGGCAAAAUGUCAAUGCUGCAAUGGUGUUCGAAUUUCUAAACAGGUUUGCGGAUACUAUGCAGUCAUACUUUGGAAAAUUGAAUGAGGAAAACGUUAAGAACAACUUCGUUCUCAUCUAUGAGCUUUUGGAUGAGAUCCUUGAUUUUGGUUAUCCACAAAAUACAGACCCCGGAGUUUUAAAGACGUUCAUUACGCAACAAGGCGUUAGAACAGCAAGUAAAGAAGAACAGGCGCAAAUUACAUCACAGGUAACGGGACAAAUUGGAUGGCGUCGCGAAGGCAUAAAAUAUCGUCGAAAUGAAUUAUUUUUGGAUGUCAUCGAAUACGUCAAUCUUCUUAUGUCUCAGCAAGGGCAGGUUUUAUCAGCUCACGUUGCUGGAAAAGUGGCAAUGAAGUCAUACUUAUCUGGAAUGCCGGAAUGCAAAUUUGGAAUCAAUGACAAGCUUACCAUUGAGGGUAAAGGACGUACUGGCAGUGAUGAUCCUACCAAAUCGGCACGUAUCGCUGUGGCAAUCGAUGACUGCCAAUUUCAUCAGUGUGUUAAAUUAACCAAGUUUGACACCGAACAUGCUAUAAGUUUUAUUCCACCUGAUGGAGAGUAUGAGCUUAUGAGAUACCGUACAACCAAGGACAUACAGCUUCCAUUUCGAGUCAUUCCGCUUGUUCGAGAAACUUCCAGAAACAAAAUGGAGGUAAAAGUGGUGGUGAAAUCAAACUUUAAGCCAUCACUUCUGGCACAGAAAAUUGAAGUUCGCAUACCUACACCUCCGAAUACUAGUGGAGUGCAGUUAAUUUGUAUGAAGGGCAAAGCCAAGUACAAAGCUGGCGAAAAUGCAAUUGUUUGGAAAAUCAAGCGUAUGGGUGGAUUGAAAGAAUCUCAGAUCUCUGCUGAAAUUGAUAUUUUGAGCACAGGUAACGCUGAAAAGAAAAAGUGGAACCGUCCUCCGGUCUCCAUGAAUUUCGAGGUACCGUUUGCUCCAUCAGGUUUGAAAGUGAGGUAUCUGAAAGUAUUUGAACCAAAGUUGAAUUAUUCGGAUCACGAUGUCAUCAAGUGGGUGCGCUACAUAGGUAGGUCGGGACUCUAUGAAACAAGAUGCUAAGUUCUUUAGUCCUAUUACGACAACUUGCGAUGUCAUAAUCGAGAAAAUUCCGAAGUGGAAAAACAUUUCACCUCUGCUAUCUUUGCGCAUUUAGUAUUCGGUUUUUUUCCAUUCAUUUAGUUCACCUCGGUAUCUGCUUCUUUACAACUGAUUCUUCUUUCUGUGCAUUAAUUUACAAGAUGUUGGCAUAAAUUCCAUCUCUGCAAUAUUUAUUUCAAAACGUUUUUAAGUAGACAGUUCACUGAAUGUAUCCCUACUACAUAGUUGCGGAAAAACUUAUUCCAGUAUUUGAUUAGCAUUAUUUUUCAGAAGAACUUUUACGCAGUAUAAAAUGCGUGUGCUUGUUAACGGCGACCUAACUGCUUCUUUGUAAUUUGCUUCUGCAACUUUAGGUUUUGUGCUUUUUGUGAUUUAUAUUGGUGGUGUUCAUCUCUGUGUGUUUUUUGCUGUGCUAAUUGCUUGCAAACUAUUACCAUAAUUCUUUCCAAAUUCUAGAAAGAGGGUGGGAAAGUACAGGAGG